AUGACAAUAUAUAUAUUGUAGUAAACCAGCAAGAAUCCAACCAUUACUACAUGCUUAAAUUAGAUUUAAACCUAUCUGAAAUAAUUUGCAGGCUUGAUUUUUAGCCCCGAUUAGAAAAGAAUCUUUGUCUCUUAAGCUGAUUUGACUUCAUUAAACAUAAUUUCUCCUUAAAUUUACAAGCAGUCAGAGAACGAAGUUGGAGAUAUUAUGACAAAUAAUAGAAUACCUUUUAUUGACUACGAUCAAACUCGUGAUGUUUACUAUUUAUGCUAUUAGUAUUAAACUAGGACAGGCACUUAAGCAGGGAUUAUCAUGCAUAGCUAAGCAACCAACUAAUUCACCAAUCUUCAUUUCUUAUAAGAAUAAGAUCAAGUUUUCUAAAAUACAGGCCCGUCAACCAAUAGAAAUUUGAACACAUAAUUGAAAAUUCAGGAUUUCAAAAAAAUGAAAUUUUUACUAGCUCCAUUUAAGUAAUGGGGAGAUAUUGAUAGUUUUAUUUUAAAGAAUAAAUACUUGCAGAUAAUUGCAAUUAAGAAACUUAUAUCUCGUUAGCGUUAUAUUAAGAAAUCCCAGAUUUUACAAUGA
Molecule: messenger RNA, 585 nt
Organism: Stylonychia lemnae
Lineage: Eukaryota; Ciliophora; Spirotrichea; Sporadotrichida; Oxytrichidae
Source: the annotation of a GenBank genome assembly